This is a messenger RNA of Emiliania huxleyi CCMP1516, 1527 nucleotides long. RefSeq lists its product as hypothetical. Bases 1 to 1527 code for a protein of 508 amino acids. Gene Ontology annotation, molecular function: arylsulfatase activity. The record is from RefSeq and is a predicted model, not a curated record. NCBI's taxonomy places the organism in Eukaryota, Haptophyta, Isochrysidales, Noelaerhabdaceae. The transcript is spliced from 3 exons.
AUGACGGGAUCGCUCAUGACUGGGCUCUGGCCGGUUCGCACGACCCUGGGAGAUCCGGCGGUGGUGGGCUUGGGGCGCCGUCCAACCGUUGCUGGGUUGCUGCAGCAGGCGGGAUACCGGACGGCGAGCUUUGGCAAGUGGAACAUCGGCUCCGACACUGUCAGCCCCAUGGGAAAAGAUCUGUACCCGCCCGCCGGUACGUACGGCUUCGAGACGAUUCAGGGGUCAGGAAAGCCGCUGCAGCUCCCUUGUGCGUCGCUCCGCAGCAGCAGUGCGUGCCGCCUCGAACCGCGUCGCUGCGCGUGGAACGGGUCGAAGAACAACGCCACGUGCGGCGACGCCACCCAGCCUGCGCCGCAGGCUGGAAGAGCUCUUAGCGAGGCGCAUCAGACGUGGUGGGGCCGAGACGACGCGUUCUUUACGGCAGCGAUCGCACCGGUCCCGCGGCGGUGGUCGUGGCUGGCGAAGCGGCUGCUGCCACAGCUCAAGGGCCUCGACGAGACGCGGCCGGGGAUGCAGGAGAAGAUCCGCCGGCACCGCAAGGAGUGCUUCGGCUGGUCGAUGUUGGGGCGGCGCACGGAGCGGGCGAAUGGGACGGGCUCCCCUGAGAGACGGCACGGUGCGGGGCAAAUUGCGGGGCACGGGCGAGAGCACUCCAUACCCUGCUCCGCCGCCGUCGAGAAGGGCAAGUCGGAGGGGCUGGUCGAGGAGGGGCUCGCGGCGUACUUGGGCGAGCUCUAUGGCAUGGACCGAGGGAUGGGCCGGCUCUUCGCCGCGCUCGACGCGCUCAAACGCACCAACGACACAGUCACGCUCUUUACGAGCGAUCACGGUCCGGAGAAGAAGCUCGCGGGGGAGAUGGGGUACACGGGCCUCGCGCGGGGCUACAAGACCAGCACACUUGAAGGCGGCAUCCGGCUGCCGUAUGUGCUGCGCUGGCCGAACGGGGGCGUACCACCCGGCCGGGUCGACGGGGCGUCGGUCAUCUCCAACGUGGACUGGCUGCCGACCGUGCUGCGCCUCGCAAAGGUUGCGGCGUCGGGGCGCCGCUGGGGCGGGGACGGAGUGGACGUGCUGCCGCACUGGCUCGGACGCACCGGUGCGCUGCCGCACCGGAAGCCUCUCUUCUGGUCGAGUACGAGUUGGCGAAAGAUGGUCGUGCGCGUCGGCCCGUGGAAGCUGACCGGCGUCGAGCGGGAGCGGCCGGCGUGCAACAGCAGCGGCAUAGCCGGGUUGCCGCUGCGGCUCUUCACCGCCGCGGAGCUGAACGAGCUGAAGCUCCUCAAUGGCACGAGCUGCACGCGCCUCGGCCUGGCGAGCCUCUACCACAUAGACCGCGACCCGGCCGAGGAGCGCAACCUACUGGAGAUGCUUAUCGCCCCCCCGCCGGCUGCGGAUGCCCGCCUGGCAGAGCAUGUGGCGUCGGCCGCGCGCCGCUGCGUGCGGCUGGUCUCCACAGAGUACCGCCCGCUGCUCAAGCUGGAGGGUGCUUAUAGCCCCUUUGGUUCGGUAAAGCGCAUGCUAUGA